Aureobasidium melanogenum CBS 110374 is the source of this 1581-nucleotide messenger RNA. RefSeq names its product fatty acid/sphingolipid desaturase. Gene Ontology annotation, cellular component: membrane. NCBI's taxonomy places the organism in Eukaryota, Fungi, Ascomycota, Dothideomycetes, Dothideales, Saccotheciaceae. The transcript has 2 exons. Bases 1 to 1581 code for a protein of 526 amino acids. Gene Ontology annotation, biological process: lipid metabolic process. The record is from RefSeq and is a predicted model, not a curated record. Gene Ontology annotation, molecular function: oxidoreductase activity, acting on paired donors, with oxidation of a pair of donors resulting in the reduction of molecular oxygen to two molecules of water.
AUGACGAGCCGCAAUCAGGUUCUAUCAACGGCCGCCAUUGAACAAUCUAUCGACGAAGGUCAUAUCAUUGUCGUCCACGAAGGAUACGCCCUCAAGCUAGAUGGAUGGCUCGACAAACACCCUGGCGGUAGACUCGCUAUUUUACAUAUGGUCGGCAGAGAUGCGACUGACGAGAUCAAUGUCUACCACUCGAUGCGCACACUCCAACGCAUGAGGGCAUAUCGAAUCGGCCGGAUAGCUCAACCCUGGAGAAACUUGGAGCCGCCCAUUCGCCGCCCCGCCAUUCGUCAGUAUCACAACAACUCACACGAUGAGAAGAUCCAGAGAGACAUGGUUCUCGAUGAGAAAAAGGCCAUGUCGAUCAGGAACAAGGCAAAUGCUCUGAAGGCGGAGCACUUAUCCCGAAUGGCCUUCACCUCGGCGAUGGAGCAGAAGGAGAUUGCUGAAGGACUUGCCAGCAUGCCCUCGGUCGAUGAACAUACACAAAUGGCUAUCGCUAUGGACUUCCGUGCCCUCCAUGAGCGAGUCAAAAAUGAAGGCUUCUACGAUUGCCCGUACAUUGAGUAUGGCAAAGAGCUAAUUCGCUACUCGCUGCUCUUCGGUGCCUUCAUCUAUUUCCUCCAUGCUGAGUGGUACCUCACAUCUGCCUGUUUCUUGGGCAUGUUCUGGCAGCAGAUCAUGUUUACUGCUCACGAUGCUGGUCAUCGUGGCAUCACUGGCAAUUUUAUCGCUGACACUCUGAUUGGUGCUUUCAUUGCCGACUUCUGCUGUGGCCUUAGUAUUGGAUGGUGGAAGAGUUCGCACAAUGUUCACCAUCUCAUCACAAAUAUGCCAGAACAUGAUCCUGAUCUUCAGAACGUUCCUCUGUUUGCCACAUCGCCUACCUACUUUCGUUCUAUCUUGAGUACGUUCUACAACUUCACCUUUGUUUGGGAUGCUGCUGCCGACUUCCUUGUGCCUUAUCAGAAGUACACUUACUAUCCUGUUAUGGCGAUCGCGCGAUUCAAUCUGUAUCUUUUAUCCUGGCUCCACCUCAUGUCACCUCGCGCUGCCAACCUGGGUUCUGCUUGGUGGACUCGACCUGUCGAAAUCCUCUUUAUGGCCGGCUACUGGACAGUCUUCGGCUACGGACUUCUCUGGUGUACACUACCCACCUGGCCUAUCAGAGUUGCAUUCGUGCUCAUCUCACACUGCAUCACUAUGCUUUUGCACGUGCAAAUCACCCUCAGCCAUUGGGGUAUGCCAACCGCAGAUCUCGGACCUACCGAGAGCUUUCCUCAGCGUCAAUUACGCACCACUAUGGACAUUUAUUGUCCCGCCUGGUUGGAUUUCUUGCAUGGAGGUUUGCAGUUUCAAGCUAUCCAUCACUUGUUUCCUCGUGUGCCUCGUCACAAUUUGAGAAGAUUGCAGGUCUUGGUACGUGAGUUUUGCGACAAGACGACCAUCAAGUAUGAGUGUUAUGGCUUUGUCGAGGGUAAUCAGGUUGUUUUGAGUAGGUUGGAAGAAGUAGGCAAGAUGGUGGAGACGCUAGUCAAGUGUCAGAAGUUUAUGGCUGAGACUGGAGAAAGUGGGCUUCAUUAG